UCUGUGCUUCUGUCAAUACGUAAUCUAUGAUUUGUUACAAGGGUUCAGAACAGUAAAUUAAAUUCUUAUAAGAAAGAAUAAAAAUUAGUUUCUUGAGAAAGAUGGCUUGCAAUAUAACAAAAGUACCCUUACUUCGUACAAUUACGAACAGAUCAUUUGCUUCCGCAGCAAAUGUAAAACCAAUUGGUGGAGUAUGUGAUUAUGAAGUUAAUAAUUCAACUGUAAAUGGUGUACUCGUCACAUCUGCAGAAAACAAUUCUCCAAUCACUAGAGUAUCAAUUAUAUAUAGGGCUGGAUCCCGUCAGGAAUGUAAUGAUAAUCAAGGCGUUGCCCAUGUAUUAAGAAUAUGUGCUGGAAUGACAACAAAGUCAGCAAGCCAAUUUGCUAUUACCGCCAAUAUCAAAAAUACUAUCACCUAUAUAACAGCUCCAACGUUAUUUUAUUAUCAUCCGGAGCAAUCAUUAAAGGAUAAGAACAAUAUCCCUCUCUUAUCCCCUCAUGGAAUCAUGUGA
Molecule: messenger RNA, 512 nt
Organism: Harmonia axyridis
Lineage: Eukaryota; Metazoa; Arthropoda; Insecta; Coleoptera; Coccinellidae
Exons: 4
Coding region: 102-512 (136 amino acids)
Molecular function (GO): metal ion binding
Source: RefSeq, a predicted model, not a curated record